UCUCUCUCCUCUCCCCCUCUAUCUCCUCCUUGAAUCUUCCCCCCCUCUCUUCCAACAGGAGAAGCGGGCCAGCAGGGGGAGAUUUUCGCCUCUUCUCGCGCUUCCGGAUUGCGAGAAACAAUUACAUUUGGAGGGUUAAUUCAUCUGCCUUGGUUAAUUGUUCCAUUGAUACCCUGUUUGGCUGAUUUGUUCGCAUGAACUCAUCUCCGAGCUUGUAUGGGUGCAGUGGCUGCAUCGGUAGUUUAAGUAAAUGCAAGUCUCGUCCAGAUUCUAAAGUGCAAGCAUCUCUAAAGAAGAAAUCCGACCAUUCACCUGUUGGAAAAACAAGGCGAUGUUCAUCGGGUCCAGAGGCAAUGGAGAACAAUGCUAGCAUAUCAGUCUCUCUCGAGGGAAAUAUCUCGUCACUUCCCAACUCAAUUGCCAAUGAUUCUAAGAUGUCUGUGGAAAAUGGGAAAGAUACUUCAUUUAUCAAUCAUGCUGCUAUAGCAUGGGCUGAGAUGAGAAGUCAAUGGAUUGGAGAUAAGAAAAAAGCUCCCAAAGAGGCUGCACAAGAGCCAAUAAUCAGUUGGUGCACUACAUAUGAUGAUCUCUUGUCAACAAGCGAGCGUUUCUCACAGCCAAUCCCAUUACCUGAGAUGGUUGAUUUUUUGGUUGAUAUAUGGUAUGAAGAAGGGCUCUAUGAUUAGCUGAGUCUUGGUUGUUGAGAAAAGUAGCCAGGUGAAGAAAGACUGCAGAGUAGCAGCAUCCUUUGUCUGAAACUGCGGAAUCAAGAAAACAGUCAAGUGUAAAUACUACUUCAGUGUGUUGAUAAUUUGAUUUACUUCCUUGCAAGUUGGGUUGUAAGCUGAGUCAUGUUGCUAAUCGCUGAAGUACUCUAUGUCAUGUCAUAGCCUCAUAGGCUCAUAGCUGAGUGAAUGGUAAAAGCGAGCAACUCUAGCUGAAUGAAACGGUCAUUUCUUGCACCA
This is a messenger RNA of Lolium rigidum, 965 nucleotides long. RefSeq lists its product as uncharacterized. The transcript has 6 exons. The coding region runs from base 195 to 686 and encodes 163 amino acids. The record is from RefSeq and is a predicted model, not a curated record. Lineage: Eukaryota; Viridiplantae; Streptophyta; Magnoliopsida; Poales; Poaceae.